GCUCUCGAAUCUCUUGAUAAAGCGCUUUCCGUGGCGAGCUCGCGCUACGGAGACACGCACCACCUAACUCAGGACACCGAGGACAGAGGACUGAGCACCUGUCCGAGACCUGAAUGAUCGCACCAGUGUUCCUUCAAGGCCUUCGAAAUGCGACGUCUUGGGAAGUAAAAUUGAAUUAGAUCACGAAAAAACAAGCCCUGCAUAUACCGUUAGGUAUCUAAAUUGGAUCAGUGCUUGUGGUGUGAAUGAACAGUUGGUGAUGGAAGGUUACCAUCUUAACAAUAGCACGCAUACUUGGGAGGCUUUGGACGAAUUCUGCUCGCUCUCACUGGGUGGCACCACCUUCCUGAUUAUGGCCUACAGCACCAUGCUAGCUGUGGGCCUGGUGGGAAACUCCUGCCUUGUCCUGGUUAUCCUGCGCCAAAAGGAGAUGCACAAUGUGACCAACAUCUUCAUUGCCAACCUUUCGUCAUCUGACAUUCUCAUGUGCCUCAUAUGCUUACCCAGCACCAUCACCUACACGUUGAUGGACAGGUGGAUUCUAGGAGUGGCUCUUUGUAAAUUGACUUCGUUUGUCCAGUGUCUGUCCAUCACUGUCUCCAUCUACACAUUGGUGCUGAUUACUUUAGAGAGGCAUCAGCUCAUCAUUCACCCUACUGGCUGGAAGCCAGUGCUUGGACACUCAUACCUGGCUGUGACUGUCACCUGGAUUAUGGGCUGCUUCAUCUCACUGCCGUUCAUUUCCUUCACUUUUGUUGAUGACUUGACCUCCCACAACCUCACUCUUCCAACGAAUCCCUCCGAUUCUCAUCUGGUCUGCACAGAAAGCUGGCCUUCAGAGGCGAACCGGCUAGCAUACACAACAUCACUGCUGGUGUUUCAAUACAUCCUGCCUCUUGCGCUCAUCAGCGUCUGCUACUUGCGAAUUUUUCUGCGCCUCAGUCAACGCAGAGACAUUAUUGAGAGGACGCGGGACGCGCGUCAACGGAAUGCUAAACAUUCAAAGCGGAUCAACGCCAUGCUCGCCUCCAUCGUGGCCCUGUUCGCACUCUGCUGGUUGCCUCUUAACGUCUUCAACACUAUUUUCGACUGGAACCAUGAAGCCGUCAUCUGGUGCCACAACGCCGUCUUUUCCAUGUGUCACCUCACAGCCAUGGCUUCCACGUGCGUUAACCCCAUCAUCUACGGCUUCCUUAACAACAACUUCCAGAAGGAGCUGAAGUCGCUGCUGUAUCAGUGCCGGUGCACGGGGGUGCCGCGGAACUAUGAAAGCUUUCCUCUGUCCACAGUCAGCACCGAUGUGACGAAAGGAUCUGUUCUCAGCAACGGCUCCGACAGCAUUGCCGUCUUACCACAACAGCAAGAGAAAGAGUGUUUGUAAAUAAGCACCUCAUGCAUAUUCAUUAGACUUAGUUACAGUUGUUGGCAUAAGCGUGUGUCUACAUUGUGCUCAGUUAUCAUUUAAAUAAACAUGACUGGUUUGUGUAUCACUAAGAAUCUUAUCCUGCAAAUUGGAUUGCAUAGCUAAGCUCAGACAUUAUCAUCAUCACCAUCCUACCGUUGAGUGUAAUUUAAAGAUUAGUAGCAAACCAGCAUUGUUUUUGACCAAACCUCAUGUUCAAAGAAUGUAUCCUUAUAAUUUGAGGGCACUGUAUAUUUACCUGUGUUACUUUCUGAACUAGAUGACAAAACUCUUAAAUUGUGGUAUUAAAAAAGUAGAUCUAGGCUUUGAACGGUUACAUUUUGCAACCGCUAGUUGCAAUAUAGAGCACCAUAUGCUAAUGUAGGUUGUAUAUUACAUGUUCCUCAGAAAUAAACACUAUAUGUAUGAUCUUUAAGACAUAUUUACAAAAAAAGGAUGGAGGAAAGGCACCUUCACAGUCAUGAGGUGAGUCAAUGCGACUGAUGGAAAUGUGUUUUCUGAAGACAGGAUAGGAACAUUAUAAAGGAAGGACAACACAGUCAAGACACGGACCGAAGAGGAUGUGUUAAUAUCGGAAAGAAAAUCUGCGGACUGAAGUUUGAACGAGUUCUCAUAACCGAUGCUAUGUUGGUUGCACAUGGGUUUUAACAUCAUAACGCAGUUCUCUGCAUAGGUCAGAUAAACAAAGCAGCUGUUGAAAAUAUUUCAGAGAGGCCUUUAAGUAAAGAAUGGAUGAAAAAUACAGUAUUUCAGUCAAACAUGUUGAAACAAAAGUCACAUUUCAAAUCUACCUUCAUUUCUUUUAAGGCUGUUUCACUUCUUUUACUUUGCACAGUGUAUGAUUCCCUAAUCUCACACACAAAUCAGUAGAUCAGUAGAUGUCUUCAAGGUGACAAGGUCAAACGUGCAGCUGAACUGCGCGAAGUUAGCGAAGCAUGCCGCUAACUGUAAUUAGAAUUUGUAAAAACAUUGUAAUUAAUAUAGACUGAUUGUUGAUACUGUAAUAACAUUCAGUACCUAAAAAUAAUAAAAGAAACAUGCUUGUUCCUGCAGUGAUAUCAAGAGCUGAGAUAAUAUGUGAAAAGCCUUAUUUAUUGAUUGAUUUUAGUGUCCCAUAUUGUAAGGUGACUAAAAUCUGAUGUUUGUUUGCGUUGUGGUCACAUUAGCUUGAAUAUUGACACUGUGGGUUGUGGUAAUGGAGCAGGAGUACUCAAGUAGUCUGGGAGACAGGAGAGAUAGCUGGAUAGCUAGUGACCAUCAACAUGUUUUAGUACAGAUUCAUUUUUCUAAUAAUGGCAACAUGCAGUGGGCCUCAAUUAUCAAUCUACUAGCAACUUCGUAUGUAACUUAAAAAUCCUCCACAGAUUUACUUACAUUUCCAUAACACUGAUUAUCUUGGAACUUGUAUGUGUAUGCUGAUAAACAUGAAUCAGAAAUCAGCCAUGGUGUUCUCGGUACAGAUGAUAUAGAUAUAGCCAUUGCUCCAAACUCAGGUAAAGCCUGGAGAGCUACAAGAAAAAUGACACAAUGGUGAUUAAUUGGUGAAAAAAAACACCUCCCAGCAUACACGAAAUCACAACCAACUCACCUCCUCACUUUCAAUAUUAGUCCCUAUUUAUUUGGUCCUAAACAAUAAAAUAAAUAAAAGGUACCUCGUUUUAUUUUAGGCUCUUGAUUUGUUUUGAAAUGCUUUCCUUUAAGACAUUAAUAUGAAAAUAGAAUACAUUUGUGCAAGGCUUUGAAACUUGACAGAAAGAUAAAUUUUUAUGUAAAAGUGCAUCAAUUCGUCAGUUCUACAGUAUGAUUCAAAGCUCACUUCUAUCUUAUACAUAUGUAAACUAAUAUUUAACUGGAUUUGCAUGAAAAACAAAUCAAUCGGUUCAUUUCCUGUUUGAUAAAUGAGGCCCCAUCGUUUCUUGUUGCUUUCAUUGGAUUCAUGACCAAAAAAUGACCCCAAAAAAAUUUCAGCUUAUUUAACAAAAAUAUUACUUUUUUCCUGUUCGGGCAAAUGAUGACUCAUAUAAAGCAAAUGAUUUCACUAUAUGGACAAAAGUUUGUGGGCAACUGAGCAUGGAAGUUGUAUGUGUUUUUUGAACAUCCCAUUCCACAUAUUUUCUCUAUUUGCUGUUAUAAUAAACUCCACACUUCAGGGAACUGAAUCAGCCACAAAAGUGUUAGUAAAGUCAAGUACUGAUACUGAUGUAGGGUGAGGAGGCCUGCGGUGCAGUCAGUGUGACAAUUCAUCACAAAUUUGUUCAAUACAUUCGAUGUGUGAUGGGUGAGGCUCUACAGCAGGCCACUCAAAAUCUUCUGCUCCAACCCAUGCAAGGCAUAUCUCCAUGGAGCGGGAUUGUCAUGCUGAAACAGGUUUUUAUAUAGGAAUUUAUAUCCUAUAAAAUUGUGUGCC
Messenger RNA from Silurus meridionalis, 3830 nucleotides. RefSeq names its product neuropeptide Y receptor Y8b (gene npy8br). Gene Ontology annotation, biological process: G protein-coupled receptor signaling pathway. The record is from RefSeq and is a predicted model, not a curated record. Bases 260 to 1381 code for a protein of 373 amino acids. The transcript has 2 exons. Gene Ontology annotation, molecular function: neuropeptide Y receptor activity; neuropeptide binding. Lineage: Eukaryota; Metazoa; Chordata; Actinopteri; Siluriformes; Siluridae. Gene Ontology annotation, cellular component: neuron projection; plasma membrane.